AUGAAUUUGUUUAAGGGAAUGACGGAGAGGGAUGUGAGGAUAUGGAGUGUGAUGAUUGGCGGGCUUGCUGUUAAUGGUCUUGCAAAUGAAGCCCUUGAUCUCUUCAGAGAAAUGCAAAGGGAUGGGAUUCAUCCAGAUUCUAUUACCUUCACGAGUGCUCUAUGUGCCUGUAGUCAUGCCGGCAUGGUAGCCGAGAGUUUGUUAAUUCUAGAUAAAAUGAGUAAAGUGUAUAAUGUGGAGCCCACGAUCGAGCAUUACGGAUGUAUCGUUGAUCUCUUAGGGCGUGCUGGACUUCUAGAGGAUGCUUUGGCCUUCAUUAAGAGAAUUCCAAUUAAGCCAGAUGUUGUUCUAUGGGGUUCUCUCCUUGUUGCUUGUAGGGCUCAUAAGAAUGUGGAGAUGGGAGAAAUGGUGGCUAAGGAGAUGCUCAAAUUGGAUCCUCACCAUUGUGGAGCCCAUGUUUUUUUGUCCAAUGUAUAUGCCUCCACUGGAAGGUGGGCCCAAGUUGAAGAGGUGAGGAGCUUCAUGAAAGAGCAAAGAAUUAGGAAACAACCGGGGUCUAGUUUAAUGGAGUUGAAUGGUGAUGUUCAUGAAUUUAUAGCAGGAGACCGAUCUCACCCCCAGAUAGGUCAAAUACAUAGGAUGUUGGAUGAGAUUGCCAGGCUUCUGAGUCUUGAAGGUUAUUUACCAGCUACCAGGGGAAUUGCCUUGGAUAUAGAUGAGGAAGAGAAAGAGCAGGCCUUGUCUCUACAUAGUGAGAAGUUGGCUGUUGCUUUUGGAUUGAUUAACACCAAACAAGGGGCUGUCCUUCAUAUUGUAAGAACCUAA
Molecule: messenger RNA, 825 nt
Organism: Macadamia integrifolia
Lineage: Eukaryota; Viridiplantae; Streptophyta; Magnoliopsida; Proteales; Proteaceae
Product: pentatricopeptide repeat-containing protein At5g66520-like
Exons: 1
Coding region: 1-825 (274 amino acids)
Biological process (GO): RNA modification
Molecular function (GO): RNA binding; protein binding; zinc ion binding
Source: RefSeq, a predicted model, not a curated record